Molecule: messenger RNA, 574 nt
Organism: Staurois parvus
Lineage: Eukaryota; Metazoa; Chordata; Amphibia; Anura; Ranidae
Source: the annotation of a GenBank genome assembly
AUGAGGAUCACAUGUCUCCUCCUCCUCUGCGUUCACGGGAUUGUGGCUCAGCAGUAUGACGUCCCCCCACAGUACGAGUUUUCUACAGAACCUCCGUAUUUCUACGAAUAUGAUGAACACUCGUUGGGCGCAGCAGCAGCCGCAGACGGGAUUCCAUGUUCUGACCCAACCGGACCUCCACCAGUCCCAGGACAACUACGCUCCACAGCAGUUCAUUCCACAACAGCAGCAGCAGAGCCAGCAGGAGGUCCCAUCCCGUCCCCACCUUUGAUACGUAUCAGACAGAACCCACAGAGCCCGGCCCCUUAGAUUGCCGUGAAGAGCAGUACCCGUGUACCCGCCUCUACUCCGUCCACAAACCCUGCAAGCAGUGCCUCCAAGGGAUCUGCCUGUACAGUCUGCGGCGCAUGUAUGUAAUCAACAAGGAGAUCUGCACACGCCUGGUGUGCCAACACGACGAGCUACUGAGAGCUGACUUCUGCAGAGACAAGUUCUCCGUUGCCCCGUCUUUGCCGCCAGCGGGAACUGCCAGUCGAUCGGAUCUCAGUGCAGCAAGAGCUGCGGCAGCUGCUAG